AUGGUCAACUUAUCAUUAAAAUCAUCCAUUGUUGCUGCUUCUACUUUAUUACCAGCUCUAACACAAGCCACUACUACUGCCUGCAAUCCAUUGAAAAGCACAGAUUGCCCUGCUGAUACUGCCUUGGGUACUAGUUUCAGUGAAGACUUCUCAAGUGAGUCUAAAUGGUUUACUUCCUUAGGUAACCCAGGAAAAAUUUCUUAUUCCGAUGAUGGUGUGUCUAUCACUUUAGAAAAAAGAUUUGACAACCCAAGUUUGAAAUCCAACUUUUAUAUCAUGUAUGGUAAAUUCGAAGUCAUUGCUCAAUGCGCUCCAGGUACAGGUAUGGUUUCAUCUGUAUUUUUACAAUCGGAUGACUUAGACGAAUUAGAUAUCGAAUGGCUGGGUGGUGAUGAUACUCAAGUUCAAUCUAAUUUCUUCUCCAAGGGUGAUGUGACAACUUAUGAUAGAGGUGCAUUCCACAGUGUGAAUCAACCACAAACUACUUUCCACAAUUAUACUCUAGACUGGGCUGAAGAUCAAACAGUUUGGUACGUUGAUGGUGUUCCUGUUAGAACUUUAUUGAGUAAUAAUCCUGAAGGUUAUCCUCAAUCUCCUAUGGCUUUGUUCAUGGGUAUCUGGGCUGGUGGUGAUCCAUCGAAUGAACCAGGUACUAUCGAAUGGGCUGGUGGUUCUACAGACUAUUCUCAAGCUCCAUUCUCUAUGGUCAUCAAAAAAUUAGUUGUUACUGAUUAUUCCUCUGGUGACAAAUAUUCUUAUGGUGAUCAAUCCGGUGAUGCCUCAUCUAUUGAAGCUGAAAAUGGUUCCGUUAAUGGUAGAUACAACCAAGCUCAAGUUGAAUUUGCUAAAUUAGUUGAUGGUGAAUCUGUUUCUGGAUUGAAAGAUACAUCUUUCAGUACCACUAAAACUUCCUCUUCAUCUGCCACUUCAUCUGCUGCUUCUUCCGCCAUCUCUUCUUCCGCUCCCUCUUCCGCUAUUUCCUCCUCUGCUGCUUCUUCCUCUACUACCUCUUCAUCUGCUGCCGAAUCUAGUAGUUCAAGAAAAUCUUCUAGUUCUUCAUCGUCUUCUGCCACUAAAUCCAGUGCCUCCAGCUCCUCUUCUAGCUCCACCAAGAAGGCUCAAAGUAGCACCGCCCAACAAUCAAGUUCUAAUAACACCUCUUCGACUGCUUUAGAUAAUGAUUCUGAAUCUUCUAUUACUCCAUCAUCAUCUGCAACUUCUGAAUCUAAAACAUCCAAGACGACAAAGGCUAGCUCUGCCCACAGUUCCUCCAAGUCAACUAAUAAAGCUGUCUCUAAAGAAGUCUCCACUGGCUCUAGCACAAUGACCACUUCUUUAAUCUCUUCUGAUGCUACCAUUGCUACUGCAAUUAUUUCGGAUAAUGCUGGUCACAUGCAAAUGGUCAAUAAUUUCAUGGCCUUUGUCAUCCUUUGUAUCGUCGCUUUAAUUUAA
Henningerozyma blattae CBS 6284 is the source of this 1452-nucleotide messenger RNA. It is a transcript of the gene CRH1, whose product is annotated as transglycosylase. The transcript has a single exon. The record is from RefSeq and is a predicted model, not a curated record. Gene Ontology annotation, cellular component: fungal-type cell wall. The coding region runs from base 1 to 1452 and encodes 483 amino acids. Gene Ontology annotation, biological process: fungal-type cell wall organization; carbohydrate metabolic process. Gene Ontology annotation, molecular function: glycosyltransferase activity; hydrolase activity, hydrolyzing O-glycosyl compounds. NCBI's taxonomy places the organism in Eukaryota, Fungi, Ascomycota, Saccharomycetes, Saccharomycetales, Saccharomycetaceae.